Molecule: messenger RNA, 2393 nt
Organism: Acipenser ruthenus (sterlet)
Lineage: Eukaryota; Metazoa; Chordata; Actinopteri; Acipenseriformes; Acipenseridae
Product: UPF0524 protein C3orf70 homolog A
Exons: 2
Coding region: 1244-2029 (261 amino acids)
Source: RefSeq, a predicted model, not a curated record
CUCCUUACUCCUCAUUCUGGUUCCAGAGCUCCCGCGCCUGCUUGAUGGCUCCAGUACGGGAGGAUAGACUUUCUCUCUCACAACGUCAUUUUAUUUUCCCACCUUCCCAAAUGAUAUAUUUUUUGUGCAGCUAGUACAGUUAAAGUGCAGGACAGACGGCAAUGAAAGAGGCAUUUGUUUUAAAGGACAACAACAACAAAAAAGAGGAGUAACUUGAUUUAAACAUCAGCUUUUGAAGGUUUGUUUUUAUUAACUACACAAGCAUAUCACAGACUUGAUGGCAAUUUCAGAAUAGUGCACCAAUGACGUUUGCAGAAUUAGUGUGUUAUUUCUACUAAAAGUUGAGCAUAAAAAUGCAUCCAGGAGUCUGUGUCUAACUGAAUAUUUGGAGAUGUUUUUUGUUCGUUUCUCAAUCAGGAUCCACUGGAAUUGUUAAUUAUAAAGUAAUAAGAUAACGAAGAACGUGAAUCAAUGUUGUAUUAGCUGUACGCUUUGCUAAUUUAAUCAUAAAGAAGACAGACAUUCAGCUGGGUUAAGUGAUUCGGAUUUCAAAAUCAUACCAUCAGAAGGAAGGGGAAGAGGACGAUUCUCAGUUUAGCUACGAAAGUGACCGGACUCCCUGACUUCCCUAUUAAGUGCUGAGUCUUAAAGUAUAAAAUCUCAGAUGGGCGUCUGGAGAGGAAACGACAAAAACACUUCCUUUUGUUGUCUGCGUUUUUAAUCAUAUGUGCGGGGGACUUUUCCGUUCACUGAGUUGGAUUUAAAACAGCACAAAGGACCUAUACCAUAUCGUUGGAAAGUGGCUUAUUCUAUACCUUAAUGAAAUAUAUUUUUCGGAUAAAUCAGUACUGUACGAGUAUAGUCUACUAGGAAUAUAUAGUUAAAUCUGUAUUUUAUAUUUUACUUUAACUUGACAUACGAUACCCUAUAUCGCUCGGAUUGUUUUUCCCUAUUGUUUAUUUUUAAAUUAACUGUUUCCUGCGUUUGCCGUUAAGCAGGCUUUCUGAAAAACACAUUUCUGAGUGCAUGCAAUCUUGCUUUCCCAAGUGUUCUUGAGCAGAGACUUUAUUAUUAUUAUUAUUAUUAUUUUACUGCCUGCAUUUCACAAUUUUUCUGGAGCUGUUCUUGGCUGUUACAUUUAACUAACACCAUCGCAGACGCCUUCUUCAUUCACCCCUUACAUGUACGGACAGUAGGGCGGUGAUCGCAGUAUUCCUUCUGGUUUUGUCCCGGGAUCAAUACGAUGACCUCUUUGGGAGCCCAGAAGGUGCCCAAAAGUGAGAAGUUGGACGAGGCACAGGCGCUCGCGAGGAGCUGCGCGGGGAGACCCGACUUUCUGCCUUGUGAUGGGCUCUCGAUGUGUGCCACACAUAGCCAUGGGAAGUGUUUUAAACUGCACUGGUGCUGUCACCUCGGCUGGUGUCACUGCAAAUACGUGUAUCAACCCAUGACACCAGUGGGGCAGCUGCCCAGCACCUCAGUCCCGGCUACACCUACUGAUCUCACAGACACCAUGGAUAUCGCUGUCUCGCUGACUGAACGCUUUCUAAAGACUGCCUCCUUCUUCCAGCCACCGCCCUGCCCAGAGUCACCCAAGUACUGCCUGAUCUCCGACCUCUUCAUUGAUGACUACCAGGUCAAGCGCAUCAAUGGCAAGAUGUGUUACGUGCAGAGACCUCCCCCGCCACCGCCACCCCUCACACCGCAGCCCCAAAACCAAGCCGUCAGACACGCCGCAAACUGCAAACAGGCAGUCCCAGGUUCAGCGUCUGGAUAUGGGGCCAAUGAAAAGGUCACGGUGCCCAAAAUGGACCACUGUUCCUCUCCGUCAAGCUCGGAGGAUUCUGGGAUUAAUGCGCUGGGGCUUCACUACAUGGAGUCUUGUGAUGAUGACUCGGAGGAUGAAGACGAUCUGAGUUCAGAUGAGGACUCCAGCCCUGGGAGUCUGUGGGACCAGGACGAGUGUUCCCUGCUCUCUCCCUCUAAAUCGACUGUAGAAAUCAUUGAAAAUAUAGAAACCACUGUUUAACUGACCCACAUCUCAUGGAAUGGGUGGGGAAACAGUUUCUAGUUUUGCUACAGGGAGUUUUGCAAGCAAGAAAGGAGUCCCUUGUAAGCCUCAAGGAUUUACAGAAACUUCAGGUCCAACCAUAUUACUCACCUUAACACAAUUGUUUCUGAUGCGCUCACAUUGCUGCUUUGUUUAAACUCUUUUCAGUUGCUUAAACUCUCUGUUGGAGAGGAUAACCAUUAGCCUCUUUGCUACUUCCUGUUUCUUGUGGACACAAUUCCAAGCAUGGUUUCUUGUACACAGAUUCUAGCAUGGUCUUGUAUUUCCUACCAGUGUUGACAUAUUAUAUAAAAAAAAUAAAUAAAAAUACAAACAGUUUUAA